GCAGAGCAGGGCAGGAUUACUCUGGUGGGAGGGUCCAUUGUCACCGACCACGGCUCAGCCUGUUUAUCCAUCUGCAGCAGACACUGCGGGCUGACACCACAAUGACACUGCCAGGAUCCGCUCUGGAACAAAGGCAAAUCACAUCUCUAUAAGACCCCCAGAGCCAACACCGGGGCAUGGACCGAGGCUGCCAGACACACAGGGUCUCCAUGUAAGGUCUCCACGGAUCUAAUGAAAGUUGAACAUUUUUGGUGACUAAAUUACUUUGCACAGAGGACAACCAUGAGUGUCUCAUCACUACUGUCCCGGGGAGCAGUGGAUAUCCUUGAGGAGCUACAGAUACUGACGGCAAAGACAAUGGAGAAAGUAGAAAUCACCAAACAGUAUGAGGUCAUCAGGGAGCUCGGAAAAGGGACAUAUGGAAGAGUCGAUCUGGUGAUCCAUAAAACCAGAGGUACAAAAAUGGCUCUAAAAUUUCUGAGGAAGAAAACAACAAAACAGAAGAGUUUCCUGCAGGAAUAUUGCAUCUCACGCUACCUGUCAGCCUGUCCAUAUAUCAUCGGCAUGCACGACAUUGCCUUCGAAACGGAUGAAUACUACGUGUUUGCACAAGAAUACGCGGUGGCUGGGGACCUUUUCGAUAUCAUCCCUCCACAGGUGGGUCUUUCCGAGCACAUAACCAAACGUUGCAUCUACCAAGUAGCAUUAGCCCUGGAUUAUCUCCACAAUCGGAAGCUGGUCCACCGUGACAUCAAACCGGAAAAUAUUCUUAUCUUCGACAAAGAAUGCAGAAAAAUUAAACUCUCAGAUUUCGGCAUGACAAGGAUUGCCGGAACCACAGAAAAGCGUGUGAGUGGGACCAUUCCCUACACAGCUCCCGAACUUUGUGAAACUUCUAAGCACAGUGGAUUCGUGGUGGAAUAUAAUAUCGACGUUUGGGCAUUCGGGGUCCUGCUCUUUUGCAUGAUGACUGGGAAUUUUCCAUGGGAGAAGGCCUUACACUCAGACUCCUUUUACUAUGAAUUUUAUCAGUGGCAAAAAUACAAAAACGCCAAUGUGCCAUCUCAGUGGCGAAGAUUCACCUCUCAUGCCCUUAAAAUGUUUAGCAAAUUGCUUUCCAUCGAGCCCGAGAAGAGAUGCUCCAUUAAGGAUAUCCUCUGGUAUUUUGGCAAGACUUGGCUGGUGACCAAGGAAGAACAUCAUCCUUCUGAGGCAAAAACCAACAGCGACGUCUUUGUGCACGUCAAACCCCAAGGUCUUCCGUAUCUCAACGGCAACACUAUCGAUAGCAAUAAGAGCGACACCAGCCCCAGUUUAUCAUUCUCCUCCUGCAGCAGCUACGAGGACAUCCCGAAAGAGAGUAAUGCAAACACCAUCUUAGUCUCUGCACCAAUUGAGAUAUGUGUAUGAAAUGUUCCUCUUCAUCGUGUACUAUGCACAGACAGAGCCGUCUUCUUUUGGAUUAAUGGCAUGAACCAGCAGAGGUCCUCUGGGGCUUUGGGAAGGUUUUCCAUACACAUUGGCCACAUAACAACCUGAUAAGACAUCAAGCUUUGUAGGUAUGAGCAUGCCCAAUGUUUAGAAAGGCCAGAUGUCUUCUCAUGAGGGCAGUCCAUGGUUCCUGUUCAUCUAUGGCCAUUAAUAUUUUACCACCAAUCCUAUCUCAAACUAUACAUUUUGAAUUCACCAAAAUAUAAUCAAUUUUUUUUAAAUAUUUAUUCUAAUUAUAAUUUUUAUCUACAAAUAUGACAUCCUGAAGCAAGCCCAUUCUCAUGUUCAGAGCCUUAUCUUGGCCCUCCACAUAAAAUAGCUGGUUAGUUCAGCCAUCCCUCUGUAUGGAUUCCACCAUGAACAGAGAGAGGAGAAACCUGCUGUCGUCCUCUGGUGGCAGCUUAUCUCUGAAGAACAAAAUAUAUGGACAAUCUGAAAAUCAACAUGGCUGAUCCUUCUAACCCUAGGCCACCCACCACAUAUCUAAAUGUUUGUGACCAGCUUAAGCUUGCUUGGUCCACGCUGGAGAUCUUGUUUACACAGCUACAUCGAUGACGUUCCCUACUGACACAUGAAUGCUGGAGCCAAUCCCUGACCAUACUGCCACCACCAAUGGUCAUAAAGAUAAUAGGUCAGGAGAGAGGGGCGCUGGAACGGACAGAAAACGUCAAUGUGUCAAAACAAAACCUGCUCCUACACCAAGAUAAAAGUGUUAAUAAGAAAAUGCAUACAAAGAGCGCCCUUAUGGCUUUCAGACAUGUCCAAUCUCCAGCACAUUCUUAUUGAAUUUCCCUCCAUGACAUAUUUUUUGGUCCUUUAUUGGGAUUAAGAAAUUCUAUUGUUAUUCUAUUUAGCCUUUUAUGUCAUAAAUCCAAAGAGACCGUCUGCUUUGUCUGUGACCAUCGCUGACCGCUUGUGGUGCAGAACAUUCUAGGUCCGCCAUCGCAGCCGUGAGCCAAGACAACAAAUGUCCAUUGUAUCGUUGUAGUGACCGCCGCCAUCUCAGUGUAUAUGUACGAGACUUUAUUUUAUUUAUUCUGUUAUUUAUGUAGCCGUCAUCCAUCUGACAUCAUUGUGCGUCAAUUCACUUUUGUUUUUUUAGGAUGUUGUAACAUUUUUUAAAUUAUAAAAGGCAAUAUAGUGUGAAUGACACCACAACGGUUCUGCUUUUAUUAUUUUAUAAGUGAAAACAAUUCGACAGUGUAACAGUAAGAGCAAAGGUAUAAAGAACAAAUAAAACUACUAAAAACUCCAAAAUAAAUCAUUACACCCAAAA
Molecule: messenger RNA, 2767 nt
Organism: Hyla sarda
Lineage: Eukaryota; Metazoa; Chordata; Amphibia; Anura; Hylidae
Product: serine/threonine-protein kinase SBK1-like
Exons: 4
Coding region: 283-1410 (375 amino acids)
Biological process (GO): peptidyl-serine phosphorylation; peptidyl-threonine phosphorylation
Molecular function (GO): ATP binding; protein serine/threonine kinase activity
Source: RefSeq, a predicted model, not a curated record